CAAAAUUUUUGGUUUGUUGGGUGUAUCGAAAAAUUUUAUUAGCGUACGACAAUCAGGCGCGUUGUGAGAUUUCCGUUCACAGAUAUUUUGAGUUACGGUACAUACCUAAAUAAACUGCAGCAAAAUGUCGACCAAUGUUGAAUAUUCCUCAAAAACCACCUUGAUCGAAAAAGAUCAUCAUCACAAGUCACAGAAUGCAUUCUGGUGCAAGAUCUGUGGAGUUGUGGCCGUCCUGAUGACGAUUCUGGCUGUUGUUUUCAUUGCUUUAUAUGCCGUGGAAGCUACCAGAAAACAUCAUCACCAUACAACACCGAUCUUCAUCCCUACCACAAUGAACCCCAACGAGACGACCACUCUCAGUCCUAACAUGACCACUCCCUUCUUUAAUACCACCUUCAACCCCAAUAUCACCACCUCCUUGCCGUUUAACACGACAUUCAAUCCCAACAUGACCACACCCUUCAAUACCACAUUCAAUCCUAAUGUGACCACUUCCAUGCCGCUCAACACCACGUUUAACCCCAACAUGACCACAGCUGAGCCCAUGAACAUGACCACAACGCAUUUUCUACCCAACGUUACUACAGUAACACCCAACGUUACCAUGCCCGCGCGCGUUACGACUGAAACGCCAAUGGUACCAAGCGUAACCACUGGCGCCACCACGAAACGCAUCGAAGUGGAAGUAACCGAGCCCGUCGUCGAGACCAACCCGACACUGGAUCCCAACCAGUGGCCCACGCUGCCCCAUGGCACCCAUGGUCCUUUGGUUUCGUUACGGCCACAUCGCCGAACGACCACAGAUGGUCCCUGGAAUCACGGGAUUGCUAAGCGGUCGCUAAAACUCAAGGAGAAGGUGCCCAAGAAAGAGCACGAACAUAAGCCUGAAUCUGUUCUUCUGGGAGCCAAAUUCUAAAGGUCACCUUAUAUGUUUUUUUCAAUACACCAUUGGAUCUGUCAAAUUGUGGCGUUAGCCUGCUUGUAAAGCUAAGCUUUUCGCACAGUUUAUCGUUUUGUUUUGUAAUACCGCACGGUGCGGCUUGAAGUUUUUAUGGUUGAUAACUACCGUGCCGUAUGAAGAUUGCCUAACAAUGCAAAGGUCAAUACAUAGCGUGUUAUCGAGAAA
Molecule: messenger RNA, 1126 nt
Organism: Paramacrobiotus metropolitanus
Lineage: Eukaryota; Metazoa; Tardigrada; Eutardigrada; Parachela; Macrobiotidae
Product: mucin-2-like
Exons: 3
Coding region: 125-916 (263 amino acids)
Source: RefSeq, a predicted model, not a curated record